Molecule: messenger RNA, 1715 nt
Organism: Culex pipiens pallens (northern house mosquito)
Lineage: Eukaryota; Metazoa; Arthropoda; Insecta; Diptera; Culicidae
Product: embryonic polarity protein dorsal-like
Exons: 1
Coding region: 114-1715 (533 amino acids)
Biological process (GO): response to cytokine; non-canonical NF-kappaB signal transduction; innate immune response
Cellular component (GO): cytoplasm
Molecular function (GO): DNA binding; DNA-binding transcription factor activity
Source: RefSeq, a predicted model, not a curated record
UACCAAGCGAAUCGCCUCCGUCUAUUUAUUAAAGUUAUGUGAGCCGCAACAGGAUCAAAGCACGAUCAGCAGUUCAAUAAUUCGCACAUCGGAACAAAACAACAAUCCGAUAAAUGGCCACGCCGUCCCAGAAACCGUACGUGGUCAUCACCGAACAGCCCCAGUCCAAGGGUCUGCGCUUCCGAUAUGAGUGUGAAGGUCGCUCGGCGGGCUCUAUCCCGGGUGUGCGGAGUACGACGGAACACAAGACACAUCCGACGAUCGAGCUGCGCGGCUACAAGGGUCGUGCCGUGGUGGUGGUGUCCUGCGUGACCAAGGAUCCGCCGUACCGGGCUCAUCCGCACAACCUGGUUGGGAAGGAUGGCUGCAAGGAGGGCGUUUGCACGGUGGUGUUGAACAGUGCCACGAUGAGUUACACGUUCAACAACUUGGGCAUUCAGUGCGUCAAGAAGAAGGACAUCGAGGGAGCACUGAAGACGCGGGAAAAGCUGCGCGUUGAUCCGUACAAGACGGGGUUUGGACAUGUGAAGCAACUGGCCACGAUCGAUUUGAAUGCGGUGAGGUUGUGCUUCCAGGUGUUUAUCGAGGGUCAACAGCCGGGACGGUUCUCGGAACCGCUGCAACCUGUGGUGUCCGAUGUUAUCUACGACAAGAAGGCCAUGUCGGAGUUGGUGAUCUGCAAGCUGAGCCACGUAACGGCACCCACUGCUGGAGGGAAGGAAAUUAUCAUUCUUUGUGAGAAGGUAACAAAGGAGGACAUCUCGGUGCGGUUCUACGAAGAACGGGAGGGAAGAAUCGUUUGGGAGGACGUUGGCGAGUUUCAGCACAACAACGUCCACAAGCAGGUCGCGAUCUGUUUCCGAACUCCUCGAUACCAUACGCUGGAGACCUCCCAACCCGUGAUGGUCAACAUCCAGCUGAGAAGACCAUCGGACGGUGCUACCAGCGAACCUCUUCCCUUCGAGCUACUCCCACUUGACGCCACCGGACUGUCUCAGAAGCGGAAACGACCCAAGUUCAACAGCUCCGAGGUGCUGGAACAAAGCCACGGUGGAGCACCUCCUGCCGGAUCCUACGGACAGAUGCUUCCGACCGUCGGCGAACACGUCAAACUCGAACCUCGCGAACAGCUGUUCGGCUUCCAAGGACCCUACCGUAACCCCAACGAGUCCCCCGAGCACUCUCCAGGAAUCCCCAACGCAGCCCCCCUCCCAUACCCGGACCCCAACUUCCCAGGUCCCGCGUCCACCCAACCCAACGACUUCUUCCAGCAGUACCCACCAAACCACUACAACUACCCCCCGAAACCCACCCAACAAUAUCCGAACCAACAACAGUUCCAGCCCAACUUCCCCAUGACCCAACAGCCCGGACCAAGCACCUCGACAGCGCCUCAACCCACCUGCCAGCAGAUGGCCCUAGCCCCCGGAGUGCAGCCCCAGGAGUACAAUCUGAGCAGCCUGCUGGACAUGGACAUUGGGCGGGACUUUGCGAUGAACUCGUCCGAGAUCAAGUCCAUUAUGGGACACUUUUCGACGGCAGCGUCAGUAGCUGUGCCGACGGAACAGCAACAGCAGCAGCAGUAUCAGCAGCAAGUUCAGACGGUACAGCAGCAAAUGGUGCAUCGGAUGCACCAGGACGAGGAGGAGAAUCUGUCCAACAGUUUUACACGGUUGACGACGAAUCCGAUGAAUGAUUUGAACAAGUUGAGUUGA